GGAAAAGAAAACAAACAUAGCGUGUUUCACCACACGUACGUAAACGCCAUUGCUAGAUCGUAAUUGGAAUCUUCUCUAAGUAAUUGCACAAAUAAGGCGCAAUUCUGGGUUAUACAACUCACAUCCUCUGACAGUAAAAUUUUAACACAGACAGAAAAGUAAAAAUGGCUGAAGCAGACUGGGAAUCUGUAACGUAUCUGAGGAAAAAAGCACCAACUGCCAGUCAGGCCAAGUCAAAGCAGGCCAUUAAUGCUGCCCAGAGAAGGGGACAGGAUAUAGAAACAUCAAAGAAAUUCACUGCUGCCACUAAUAAGCAACAUUCGUCAUCCAAGGAUACAGCCAAACUGGACAGGGAAACUGAGGAGCUUCAUCAUGAGCGUAUCAGUUUGGAUGUAGGCCGGUUGGUUCAGAAAGGACGUCAAAACAAAGAAAUGACACAAAAAGAGCUUGCUACGAAGGUCAAUGAAAAACAGGUGAUUCAGGAUUAUGAAUGUGGAAGAGCCAUUCCUAAUAAUCAAGUCUUGGCGAAACUAGAGAGAGCAUUGGGUAUUAAACUUCGUGGCAAAGACAAGGGGCAACCAUUACAACCCGGACCAAUGAAGAAAAAAUAACAUCAUGCUAAUGUGGAUUAGUAUUGUCCAGCAUCAGAUACAACUCACAUAGA
Messenger RNA from Saccoglossus kowalevskii, 664 nucleotides. RefSeq names its product endothelial differentiation-related factor 1-like. Lineage: Eukaryota; Metazoa; Hemichordata; Enteropneusta; Harrimaniidae. Gene Ontology annotation, cellular component: nucleus. Gene Ontology annotation, molecular function: DNA binding. The record is from RefSeq and is a predicted model, not a curated record.